Messenger RNA from Aedes aegypti (yellow fever mosquito), 12001 nucleotides. RefSeq names its product piezo-type mechanosensitive ion channel component (gene Piezo). Bases 1999 to 11271 code for a protein of 3090 amino acids. The record is from RefSeq and is a predicted model, not a curated record. NCBI's taxonomy places the organism in Eukaryota, Metazoa, Arthropoda, Insecta, Diptera, Culicidae. The transcript has 39 exons.
GUUCAUAACCGAGUUGACUGACGAGCGGCGCGGACGUGUUUUCGCGUUCGAUCCUCCGGCAUUUUUGGUGUGUGUGCUUUUUGUACUGUGUACUUCCUCCCCCACUCUUCGAGCACCUGCUCCAGCAAAAGUUGAGUGGGGUGGCCUUUUAUUUACCGGUCGGCUAGUAAAUAAGAUACGGAUACCUGUAAUAAAAUAACAAUCAAAAGUGCGAAUGUGAAGAGAGGUGUGCGACAAAAACAAUACGGCGCGUGUGUUUCUUUCCAUCUGAACGUCGAAUCGCGAAAAACGCAGAGAAAUCAAGAUUUUUGUAAAGUGAAACCAGUGAAACUAAAGUGCACAAAAUACAAACUUCCGGAAGAAAAUUAUCAUUGGUUUAGUUGAAUUCUGAUUGAAGAACAUUGUUGGUCGAUGCGCUUCUGCUAUAUUUAGAAGACUUGUUCAUCCAUCUCUGAGUGAGGCACGUUCUUAUCAUUUUUUCCUAGGUCACAAUUGAUUCCACAUUGUACAAAGCUUACUUUUUGAAAUGAGCGAAACCGCGGGCGAACCAAGUCAACCAUCUGACAACCAUCCACCAAAAGCAAAACGCUGCUCUGCCGAUUUCAUAUUCGGAAGACAGAUUGGCGAAGGAAGCUUCAGUGUCGUUUACCUUGCCAAAGAUAUCCACACCCAGAAGGAAUGGGCAGUGAAAGUAUGCGAAAAGCGGCAGAUAAUUCGCGAACGGAAGCAGGAAUACGUAAAACGCGAGCGGGAAGCCCUGAACAGGAUGAGCGGUGUUCCGGGGUUUCUGAAGCUGUUCUGUACGUUUCAGGAUCCUACAAAGUUGUUCUUUGUAGUGACAUACGCCCGAAAUGGUACACUACUGGGCCUGAUGGAAAAAAUAAAGAGACUAGAUUUGAAGUCGGUUAAAUUUUACGCUGCUCAGAUUGUGCUUGCAAUUCAAGAGAUGCAUGCGAAGAAUAUUAUCCACAGGGAUUUGAAGCCGGAAAACAUCCUGUUGGAUGACGAGUUUCAUGUUAUGAUAGCGGAUUUCGGAUCUUCGCGAAUCAGCGACGUGCAGGUACUUCAAGUAGAUGACGGAUCGGAUUCUGAUGAGAAGGCCGAAAGACCGCGGAGUGGAAGCUUCGUAGGAACAGCGCAGUACGUAUCACCGGAAAUCCUACGAGGAAGGGGCUCCAGUGAAGCAUCGGAUUUGUGGUCGUUUGGGUGCAUCCUGUACCAGAUGAUUGCUGGCUUCCCACCAUUCCAAGGGCCGAACGACUAUUUGAUAUUUCAGCAAAUCAACAACCUGGAGCUAACCUUUCCGGAGAAUUUUAACAAGGAUGGCGAGGAUUUGGUUCGGAAGCUGCUGGUCCAGAAUCCGCGGGAAAGGUUGGGGAUGAAAGAUCGGUCGCGUUACGAAAGCAUACGGAAGCACAAGUUCUUCGAGGACGUAGACUUCUCCAUUAUUCGAACGACGAGCGCUCCGGUUUCGUUGGAAAGUUCUUCGGAGCAUGAGGGAAGCUUCUUGGGAGACGUCAAACCCGGUUUGGGACCGGAUCAAAUAACGAGACUGCUAGGACAGGAUUGGUUCAGAAUGGGAGCUGCUGGUAGCAGCUCUGAUUUACCCUAAUUGACAGCUAACAUGAAUUGGACCGCACAUCAUCUCUUUCGACGGCCUUCGGCAUCAUCUUGUAAAGCGUAUUCGAUAUGUUUGAGAAUGAGAGCGAAAUUGCUUAACUUGUUAAAUGUAAAUAAUCGAUACCCUGUAGAAGAUACUUAAGCUGUAUUUUUCACGACGUGAUCGGAAUCGAGAGCAGUUAGUGUGUAGUGAAAAGUGUCCUUGAGUGAAAAUUGGAAGCUUAUCAUUAGUGUAGUAUAAAACGUAUAAGAAAAAUGAAUAGAAACACGAAGUGUGGAUCGUGAACCGCAUUCAACUCUAAAUGGAUUGAAGUCCCAUCCAAGAAGCAAAUUCAGUUAGUUCAGUUUCGGACCACGAUCACCGGACAUUGACACAGAAUGGCCAACUACUUUGUCUGUUUGGUGGUGCAGCGGCUGAUACUGCCGAUCAUCAUGGCAAUAUGUUGCCUGAUGAGACCGGUAGGACUGUCGCUGCCGUACUUGCUCUUCCUGUUCGGUUUACCAUUUGUGCCGGUAGCUACGCCAAGAAGUAUAAAAGGUUCCACGGGUCUCUAUUUUAAGCUAUAUAUAACCCUCAGCAUAUUGCUGUUAGUGGGCCAGAUAGCGUUUCAAAUUGUGCUGAUUGCGCUAGGCGAUCAGCUGAUAGAGUCGUGCCAAUUUCUGGAGAUUCUGCUACGCCACAUAGGGCUGGUGAAGUUCCAGGAUCUUAAUGCGGCGGUAGUCGUCUACUGGAUUUCCCCGGAGAUCAUCAUGAGUCUCACGGCGAUAAUAGUAUAUGUGAUAUUGAGGACGCUUGCCAAUGGAAACACGGAAGCGGAUCAACAAGAUCCCACCACUCCGAGUUCGUUGGAAGCACCGGAAGUGGCAACACUGAGAUGUGAUCCAAACCCAGUCAGCAGGGAGAAGCUCGCGUUUCUUACCAAACUUGGAGUGCUGCUCAGCGUGGCAAUGCUCUGCUUGGCGGCUGUCCUGCAACCCUCCGUUCCCAGUGGGAUAUAUUUUGUAAUAUUUUUAGGAUCCGCCACUUGGUGGGCUUGUUAUAAGGAACUGGAUAGAGCAUUUGGCGUAGUUUUAAGGGUAACAUUAGUGUUUUUAAUACUUCACAUCACUGGCUUCCUGGCGUACCAAAAUCCGUGGCCCCAGGAACUGCUACCGGCGAACGAAACGAUCGCUCGCAUCUUCGCACUGACGCCAAUCAUGUCCUCCAGCUGUGACAAUUUGACCGACAUCCGGUACGUGUACUUCAACAGCGAUCUAGGCUCCGAUUACUACCUCAAUCCGGUUGUUCUGAUGCUGUGUUACUAUUGUAUAUCAAUCACCUCAUCGCUACUUAUGAGACCAAGAAUGACGGACAAGGAAAUCAAGCGCCAGGAGCUUUUCUACCAGCUUGAAAGUGGAGUACGGCUCCAGCGUCAGAUUUCGUUCCGCAUGCAGCGCAAAAACAUUCUCCGCAAGACGCUCACUAGUGACCGGUGGCGGGGAGCCGCACGCAAAGUAAAAAACGUAUCACCGGCGAGACGGUUCUACUAUCAUCAGCCAUCAGCAACCAAACCGAGGGGUCGCGUUCUACAGCUCGCCGUUCCGUAUUCACCUUCCGCCACGUCCGACGUUCCGGACGAAAGGACACCUCUGAUGCGCGGAGGAACGCGAAGAGUACGAGAUGCUUCCACGUCUGACGCGCAAAAUACCAUCCCAAAUGAUAGUAUAGCCAUGCACACUAUCGAAGAGGAAGAUACGACCAGCUUCUUCGAGCAGAUCAUGCUGGCCACGGGGAAUGUGGCCAACUUUAUCUACAAAAACAGCUACAUCUUCACGAAUGUCAUCAUGAUGACGUGGAGCAUCAUGUUUCACAGUUGGUUAACGUUUGUGCUGUUGAUCUGGGCCAACCUGAUCUGGAUCAUGCCGAAUCAGCGCAAGAAUAUGCUUAACUCCAGUCCAUUCCUAGUCAUCUACGCGGAGCUGCUACUGCUAGCGCAGUAUCUGUACGGAAUGAAACUCACCGACGACGAGCUGCCGUCCACCGUCAAUAUUACCGGUAUCAAUCUGGCUCAGAUUGGUUUCAUCAAGUACCCGGAGUAUCCGUGCUCGCCACUGCUGAUCAAAUCCCUGUUCACCACCAUGUUCUGGAUCUCGUUGCGUCAGAUGAUCCAGGAACGGCAAAACGAGCGGCGAACAUCCACCAUUGCCGAUAUGGCUGCACCGCUGCAAGUCACGGUCGGGGCGGCCACGACGGUCGGUGCCGGUCGACCACUGGAGAAGAAAUCCUCGGCUUUUAUAACGCGAGCCGGAACGCUGAUCAACUCGUUCCUGAUCAAGUUCUGGAUCUGGGUGGUGGCGAUCACGUUGUUCCUAUCCGGCAUGACGGGCCAUCGGAUGACCGGUUUUAGGAUAGUGUAUAUGGCGCUGUUUUUGAUCUUUGUUCUAACAUUCCAAUUCUCCUUCAAAGUCUGGCGCAAGAUGAUGUACGCAUUCUGGUUGACGGUGAUCGUCUACUCCAUGUCCAUCCUUGUUUUAGUCUACACUUACCAGUUCGACAAAUUCCCACUCUAUUGGACCGAGUAUCUUCAUAUUUCGGAUACUUUACAAAAAGAUAUCGGUUUAGAAACAUAUGAGACCAAACAGCUCUUCCUUCAUCUGGUUAACCCAACCAUGAUCGUCAUCAUCACCGUGAUUCAACUCCACUAUUGCCACAGGAAGUUUCUGGAAAUCUCGGAAAUUCCUAUUGUACAAGACAACGACAUCCCCGUGGUGUCCGAAACGAGUUCCGCCUACGGUACCUUCUCCCGGCGGAAAAAGCUCAGCAGUACAACCGAUGCGCCACCGAUCGAAAGAGAUCCCGAAGUGGGUGCCCGUGACGAUGACGGCAAGCAGCCACUCAAAGAAGACGAAGAAGAACUAGGUGGAGACGUUGCUUCGGAAAUACUGGACGAUCUCCGCUUCCGCAAGCUUUCCAAACAGGAAAUCAAAGGCGUUGCUCAAAAACUCAUCAAUCGUAUUUCAAAGUUGGCGGAAAUCGUUUGGUUGUUCUUCGAGAUCCAUCUGCUGAAGAUCAUUUUGAUUGUGGCGUUUUCCCUCAGCGUAGAGACGAUCUCGUUUCUCCACUUGAUGUACGUGAUCAUGACAGUGUUUGCGGUAAAAUCGCAUACCAACUCGCUGGUGUUGAUCACCAGGAUCAUGUCGCUGAUCUCGUCGAUUCUGCUGAUCACGACUAUGAUCUACCAAGUGGACUACAUCAACGAAGCGAACUACGUCAGCGAGUGUCCCAACAUAGAUCUGAACCAGACUCACUGGGAAAUGAACAACGCAAAGUGGUUCGGGUUUCAGAAGACAUCGGAAAUUAGCAGUUUGGCAGAUUUGGUGAGGCCGUACCUGAUCUACAUCAUUGUGGUGACGAUCCAUGCGGUGGUUGUGUUGAGGCAAACCAUUCGUCGUAUACGGUUGGGGCAAUCUCCGAGAACUCCACAUAUGAUGUUCCCAAAUGUAACACGUCAUGAUGCAGAUAAGGACAUUCCACGCAUGAUCAAAUUCUUGUUCAACUAUGGAUUCUACAAGUUUGGGGUGGAAAUCUCUUUGGUGUCUUUGGUAGUUGUGAUUGCGUCUCGAAUGGAUGUGUUCUCCUGCUUCUAUGCCAUAUGGACAUGCAUAAUGUUCCACAUGAAUCGGGAUAGUUUACGACGGGUUUGGCGGGUACUGACGUGGUUUACCGUUGUGCUGAUACCCUUGCAGUAUGUCAUUUUCAUCGGAUUACCACCGAUUUUAUGCGUUGAUUACCCUUGGGAUAUACCAUUCCUGGAUCGCUUCCGGAUAUGGGCGAUGUUGCCGGAGAAUUCGGCCGUUUUCCGUGCUCAAGCUGGUAAGGUAGUAGCUGAUUUCCUUCUGUUGAUGUUCCUCUGCCGACAGACCCUAGUGUUCCGGAUUGAGACAAGGUAUUCAUCCUGCCCGGAUGAUUUUGGUGGAGGCAGCAAUCAAUCAGUACUGGAGGACAUUGAUAAACUGGGAACGGUUCCGUUCAUCAACCCAACUCCGGAUUUCAUCGCCAAGGUGCGAAACUGGCUGGAUGUGCUGAAACGUGGCGCAUUCUUGGUAUUUUUCUGGUUCACUUUGGCCAUUGUGUUUCUGACGGGAACAAGUCGGGUGACACUGUUCUCGAUCGGAUAUCUGAUUGGAUCAUUCACGUUCCUCUGGCAAGGAACGGAUUUCUACCUGAGGCCAAUCAAAGCUAUUCUGCGAACCUGGAACAUGCUAAUCGGUUACAAUGUGUUUGUUAUCACCACAAAAACCUUGCUGCAAAUGGUAGGAUGUCUGUACCUAAGCCAACUGACGAGCAACAACUGUUGGCUGGUGCAGCUGCUGGGGAUCUCGUGUUUGUCCUCACAAGAUAACGAACCUACACCUGAUCCCAUCGAUCCGGACGCUAAUGUAGCCACUUGCAACGUACCUUACGAUGACUCCGGGUUGUUUUGGGAUGGAGUGUGCUUUGCCUUUUUGUUGCUGCAACGUCGUAUCUUCUCGAGCCAUUAUUUCUGUCACAUUAUCAAUGAGACGAAGGCCAGCACCAUUUUGGCGUCGAGAGGCGCUGAGUUAAUCGAAGAACUUCGUAUCAAGGACGUGAAGCUGGAAGCCGAACGCGAAAGCCAAAUUCUGCAAAAGAUAAAAAUGAAGAUGGAUCGUAUCAAGGCCACUCAGCAGAAGAUUCUGGAGCCGGUGCAUGAGCCAACGACGCACGCAAAAGAACAAGACGAUCAGCGUGUGGCUCGCACUCAUAGUUUGUCGUCAUAUGCAGGAUAUCACACACCAAUUGAGGACGAACUCGCCGGUGGUUCGAUGAUUAUCGAAGGGGAAGGCAUUUCAGAAAUUCCUUCCGAUAAUGGAGGUUUGAACGUAGGGCGAGGGUCCUAUCACACUCAGGCACCGUCACCUUGUUCUGCUUUGAUGACUGUUUCACUGGAAGCAUAUCUAGAUCCACAGCGAAUGUCUUUUGAAUCACCUAAUGAUAUGCUAGCUAGAGUUUGCAGUCCGGAUGAUACUUUUCCGGUAUUUUCACCACCACCUUGUGAGAAGGAACAACCACCACCAUCUGCCCCAGUUAACAACACUUUGAUGCCUCCAAGUAAAACUGCUAUGCAAACCCGACAGCACCGUAGACAAUCCAGUUUGAAUGCCGUAUCUUGGCCUAACCCCAAUGAACUAACUGUUAGUCCAAGACAACGUCGCCUUUCCAAUAACUUAACUCCAGCUGAAGACACACCUGAUCAAGCACCUUCGCCUCGUUCGCCACGUUCGCCGCGAUCCUUCAAUCGCCACCACCAUCGUCGACAGUCCAGUAUGGGAACUUCUGUAGCUCCAGAAGAACUAACCGUUGAUCCCAGUCGACGCCGAUCCAGUUUUCUGGUAUCACUUUUCGUGGACGACGAUACCACUCGUUAUGACGAUGCGACCCAUGCCGGAGCAGGUCGGAGGCGUUCGCGAACCCGUAGUAUCUGGGGUCCUGUUGGGGAAGCGGCUCUACGCGAAUCGAUCCGUUCGGCCACCUCCCGUUCACCUGUUUCCCAUCAUGAGUAUACCCAACGACGUCCGUCCAGGUUUUGGCGCAAAAUUUCGGAGAACAGAGCAGCCGCCAUUCGGUCCGGCGACUACUACAUGUUCGAGGAUACGGAGCACGAAUUCGAGCUGGAUCUGAUGCAACCCGGCGGUUCGGACGAGGACUUCGAAAGGAAAGGUGCCGCAGAACGACGCCUCAGCCGACGACACAUGACCCUUGGCAAGCUGAUAGCGAAAAUCAAAGAGCAAAACGAGCAGGAAUCCACGGACUCCCAGCAGGAGGAGGGUGGUUCUGCGAGGGCUGAAGAGGAACGUUCCUCUACCGAAACGGCCACCAUGGGUCCGUCGGAUACGAAUGCGGCACUCCGACACGCCUCGUCGCCAGCUUUAAGCCGGUCGUCUUCUGCACGCGAACGAGAUGCCAUCGGCACCGGAACGACGGACCGAACCGGGACCACGGACCGUUCCGCCAUUUCCGAACCAAUUCCACACCAUACUCAUUUUGACCCAAAAAGACGGAAAAGUAAGAUUGAAACAGACGAACCGGAUGGACAGAAACCAAGUACCAGCCGAGAACCUCCUCGACAGCAGUCUUCAACGGACGAGGAAGCCCGGCUGAUCAGCGAUGACGACGAAGAGGAAGAAGAAGCAGAGGAAUUCGAGGCAAAGAAAUCCAAGUUUUCGUUCACUGGGUUCAAUCUGGUAACGGCUUUUCUGGCGGGAGCGCUGGGUUCACUCACGUUACGAUUGCACCGUGUUUCGCGGAGUUAUCGAUACGUGAUGAAGGUCUUGGCGAAGGAAAAGAAGAUUUUGAAGGCAACACCUGGUUUUGGAGCUGGCAUGCGUACUGGUUCCAGCAUGGUUUGGACUCCCAUUCAGGGCUCCGUUCGAUCCGGAAGUAGUUCAAACUCCGGUUCACGAUCCGGUGCUAGUACCAGUAGUGUAAAGUCCCGUGCCGGAACUCCGGUUCUCGGCCGACUUGCUAUAUCCCGUAGUUCCCUAGAGCAUAGUAGAACCCCGUUGCCCACAGUAGCGCUUACGAUCGAUCAGCAGACGAGAGAUCAAGAACAACAGCAGCAACAACAACAGCAACUGCCACAAUCGACAACUACAACACAACCACCCUCACCAACAUUAUCACAACAACCACAACCAGCGUCAUUACCUUCAUCCCUACCAUCUUCUUCCGGUUUGCCCCAAGUUGCUGGCUUGACACGCGGCCAGGAACAGACCUCAUCCACCACUGCCAUUCACGGUGAACAGUACAUUGCGGACAAAGGUCGGCUUCACCAAGUAAGCGGACUGGGUGCUGCUUUAGCCAUGAUGGCCCGUAAGGAACCGCCUCCCACUAAAGAAGAACACCGUAGAAGCUUACUGCCCGAGAUUCUCAUUUUGGCUCCUUCGCUGGAACGCGGAUUGGACGAAGGGGUCCCGUACAAAUUUGUCUCCAGUCAUACACUGGACAGCAAAUCGACGGACACCAUGGAAGUGAUCGAGAAACCUCCCGAGGAAGACGGAUCCGAAGAAGAUUUCGCCAGUCAGGAACAUUCGGUGAUUGUGGAAUUCCUUCAGGCCGCUUGGUAUGCUGUACUGUCGCAUACGGAUUUCAUAUGCUACUUUUUAGUGUUCCUAAACCAGAUAAAAUCAGCCAGCUUACUGUCGCUACCUCUGCCACUGAUGGUGACCCUCUGGGGAACGCUUACGUUCCCUCGGCCAUCGAAGAAUUUCUGGGUUACGCUCAUCGCCUAUACACAAACGGUUGUGAUUCUAAAAUGCGUAUGCCAGUUUGAAAUGCUCUGGUGGAAUCAGAAUCCGAUACCACCGAAUCAACCCUUCAGUCCAGCUCGGAUCAUUGGAAUUGAACAGAAAAAGGGCUAUGCCACGUACGAUCUAGCUCUGUUGCUGGUACUAUUUUGCCACAGAUUCAUCCUGAAAUCGCUCGGUCUUUGGAAAUCGGACUUUGUCGAAGAACCAGAACCAUCCGAAGGAUUUUACAAGCUGGAUACAAACGACGAAAAAACGAAAGCGCUAAUCAACGCUGCCGAAGAAGUUGAAAAGGAUCAAGACGCGGUAAUCAUUCGCCAGGAUCCUUCCACCGAGCUGAGUAUGGUCAAGGUGGAAGAAGGAGCCGAUCACGACGCAGACGAUGCUCCGAACGGAAACGGGACUGCGUUAGUUUGCGUAACGCAUCACUCAGAAGACUCGGGCGAUUACUUCCCUCAGAUAGUGAAACAUUCGUUCCAGAAGUACACCGAAUCGGUGAAGUCGUUCUUCAGCCAGCUGUUGGAUCGGCAAUCGCGCAAAACGGCCGACGUGUAUGGAUAUCUGUUUCUGUGUGAUUUCAUUAACUUUUUCGUUAUACUGUUUGGAUUUUCUGCUUUUGGGACCCAGGAAGGUGACGGCGGCGUGCUGUCAUACUUCGAAGAGAACAAAGUGCCAAUGACCUUUUUGCUAAUGUUGAUAAUCCAGUUCUUCCUGAUCGUAGUCGAUCGCGCACUAUAUCUGCGGAAGUACAUGGUGGGGAAGAUUCUGUUCCAGUUCUUCCUCAUCAUUGGACUGCACAUCUGGAUGUUCUUCGUGCUGCCGGCCACUACGGAACGAAGCUUCAAUGCGACCAAUCCGCCGGUUUACUACUACCUCAUCAAGUGCUUCUAUUUGCUGUUUUCGGCUUACCAGAUUCGAUGUGGCUACCCGGCGAGGAUUCUUGGGAACUUCGUGACAAAGGGCUUCACCAUGAUCAAUUUCACCGGGUACAAACUGUUCAUGACGAUUCCGUUCCUGUUUGAACUCCGAACUCUGAUGGAUUGGAUCUGGACGGAUACAUCGAUGACGUUGUUUGAUUGGCUCAAGAUGGAAGACAUAUUCGCUAACGUCUAUCAGCUGAAAUGCAUGAGACAACUAGAGGAGGAUCUUCCCGCUCCAAGGGGACAGAAGAAAGGAUCGUUGGUUAAGUAUCUCAUGGGAGGAGGAAUGAUGUUCGGUAUCAUCUUGUUGAUUUGGUUCCCACUGGCGCUGUUUGCAUUCAGCAAUGCGGUGGGUGAACCGAAUCUUCCGUACGACGUAUCCGUUACGCUGAGAAUCGGUCCGUACGAGCCCGUUUACGUCAUGUCAGCUCAGGACAGCAACAUUCACGGUCUGAACGAUGCUCAAUGGGAGAAAUUCAUGGCUCCUUAUGCCAAAGAUAAAACUGCACUGACCUUCCUGUCCAACUACGAAUCGGUUGACGUGGCUGCAGUGAAGCUCGGUGCAAAUUCUACCUCAAUUUGGAACAUCUCACCACCGGAUAAGGCACGGUUACUCAACGAUUUGAACACCACUUCAACGCUUACGUGCCGGUUCCGUUACACGAUUAGCCGAAAAUCACAUUCCAAAGAAAAUCCGGGAACGGUAUCGGAGGAGAAGGCCUACGAACUGGGUCCGAAUGAUCCGGCUCGACCGGUGUUAGUGCAGAUGCUGUCUACCGAUUCGAACAUAUCCGUAUCGUUGCCAUACAUGAUGCCAAAGUUUUUGAAAGUUAAGAACAACGGCAACGUUCGUCCGAUUCAUCAGCUCAUCAAGGCUGCUUACACGGACGACAGCGAAGAAAACUAUCGCAACAUCACACUGCGAUUGUUCCAAACUCACACGAACAAUAGCGUUCCACUGUUCUGGUGGGAAGUCAAGGAGAACUGCAGCGAUCCCGCUUACGCCACGUUUGCCAACAUGCCAUACGCCGACUGUUUCUCCCACCUCGUGAUGUACAUGUUCAACGAUAAAAUCUUCCCCAGUACCAUCAGCUCGAUUGCUGCCGGAGGCAUCAUCGGUAUCUACUCCACGUUGAUCCUGGUGUUCUCGAGAAUGCUUAGAACCAGCAUCUUCUCCGGCGCGAGCUCCAAGAUCAUGUUCGAGGAUUUGCCGUACGUGGACCGAGUGCUGCAGCUUUGUCUGGACAUCUACCUGGUGCGGGAGUCCCUGGAGUUCACCCUGGAGGAGGACCUGUUUGCCAAACUCAUCUUCCUGUACCGGUCGCCGGAGACGAUGAUCAAAUGGACUCGACCAAAGAACGAGGAAGGAGACGACGAAAGCGAUUCCAUGAGCACCAGCUCCAAGUCGCGCAAAAAGAAUGACUAGAUCUGUUCAUCACAUUCGGUGUUUCUCUAAUUUCUCAAUCGUGAUAUUACUUUGUAAGGAACAAUUAUUUAUUACGCAAAAGAGCACUUAAUAACGAAAAACAUCAUUAAGUUUGACACUACUUGUUAUGAGAAUUAAUCUCUCUUAGCGUGUUAGUUGGCACUCCAUUGCAUUUGAAUUGUUUGAUAGUCGAUUGGAAUAUAUUUAAAAACGCUUGAUUGGAUUAGCAAGUCAUCAAUUUGUAUUAAGUAUAUUUGAACUUUGAGGAAAAUUAUGUACCAAAUGGAGUCAAGUUUGAACCAGUUUCAAUCUUGCGGAACGAAAGCGCCUUCUAGCUGUUAAUUCACGUACUACUUUAGGAUAAUGUUUGCGUAAACGAAAAAAAAGUCCGUCACGUUGUAAUUCUAGUCGCAGGAUAAUCAUUUAAUUGGACGUUUGCAAAAGUGACUCGUCAUCAUCUAGUUUCAUAUCAAGUUCGGUCGGUUUAUCGUGUUCGAAGUCUGUUAGGAUCUAUUUGGCACAACGAUUUAUAUCUAUAGUUAACUUAGUGGAGCAAAUGGAAACGUCAGUGACAAAUAUGUUUUCUAAUGGUUGUACGCUAGCGGAACGGAUGUUUCUUUUUGACAAAACCCAGUGAAUAUUUGUACAUUUAUGGGCAACCAGUGACGACGAAAUCGAUAGCGAUAUAUUUUUAAAUAUUCUUCGAAAAUAAAAGCAAUUUGUACUUGAA